UAUCGUUUACAACUAUCCUUGAGCGAUAUUUGGUUGGAAUAAUGGAGCGCUGAGCUAAGGACUAAACUAUUCUGAAGAGGACCCUAAAAUUCAUCCUCAGGUCAUAUAUUCUUUGUUCAGCAUGGGAGAAGCAAUAGUUUUUUAUAGAAUGCUGCAAUUAUCUGCAUGUAAUGAUUGCUGCUUUUGAGUUUUUAUUUCAAGAAUCUUAAGAAUUGGUUUCAAACAUUGAAGGGAGCAUUUAUGGAGGACAAUGAUGUGGACAUGGAUGAGGAAGAGGAGGAAGAGAUACUCAGGAGAGAGACCACAACAGGACUUUGGUGGGAGGAAAGUGGAGAACAUGGCAACUGUGACACACUACACCCGAGAGGGGGAAGGGGCUGCAUGGUAAACAGCCGCAGUUGGGCCGAGGAGCUUCAGGAUAUCUUUGCACAACAGACAGAAGACUGUUACAGUGGAGGGCGAACCAGACUGCCCAGCAUCUCUGCCCAGAGGAAUGACAGAGAGUCCAUCAGGCAGAAACUUGCCCUCGGCAGUUUCUAUGACGACGAGCCCGUCAUCUACACCAGCUGCAGCAAGAACGGCCUCUCCUCCCGACUGCAGAGUGGGGUGAACCUGCAGGUGUGUUUUGUAAACGACAGCAGCAGUGACAGAGACAGCGAUGCUGAGGACAGCAGGACAGAGACCAGUCUGGACACACCGUUAUCACCUUUGAGCAAGCAGAGCUCAUCGUUAUCGGACCGGGACACAGCAGAGGAGGACUCUGACCCGCUAGAUGACUGCGGCGGGUUCUGGCGGGUGCAGCGGAGGCUGCAGGAGGAGGCCCGUGUGGCACUGGCUCUGGCUCGACCCAUGGCCCGAAUGCAGGUGGAGGUGGAGAGGCAAAUCCAACUGCACAGACGUUCACCUGUGGCUGACUUGCUUCCCCAUCUGCCCCACAUCAACGAGGGCUUGAUGAAGAGGAACCUGAGGCGAGGGGACAUGAGGGACAUGAGUCUGGGACAGCUGCAGGUCAUCACGAAUGACUUACACUCACAGAUUCAGAGUCUAAAUGAGGAGCUGGUGCAGUUGUUGCUGAUGAGGGAUGAGCUGCAUGUGGAGCAGGACGCCAUGCUGGUGGACAUAGAGGAUCUCACUAGGCAUGCUCACAGCCAUCAGCGGCACCAAGCAGAGAAAGCUAUCUCUAAAUAAACACCUCGUCGACACGUGUCCGCCUGCACGUCAUCUUACCUCCUGCUCCAUAGACUGUCACCAGUGUUACUAAUAAAAACUCCAUCUGUGCUGUUUCUGGAGAACUAACUAUACCUGUACUGUAAUAUUAACACACAGACACCGCAUAAUGUAUCGCACCACAAGAUGUUGUUGAAGGACAGGGCAUCUAAAAAGAGGCUGAGUGAUGGCUGGUUUCAGUAUGGACACAGUUGCAUUUGGGCAGGCUUUUCACCUCCACUCAGCAUGAUUAAACAUGCCAUAUUUUGUAGAAUAAGGUGAAUCCUCUCAAUGUAAUUGCAUCUCCUAACCCUGAUUUACCUCUUCAUGAUUUUGCACAGUACACUCAUGUUAAUGCUGGGUUGGUGAGAGCACCUGCACGCCCUGUUUCUCCCAUGACUGGAAACGUAUUACCUUGUAGGGGCCACACCUUGCUGAACUUUUUAUUUUGUUAGUCUCUAUAUCAUUCAAUAGGAUUGAUCAGUUUAUCUAUGGACAUGCUUUGUCACCUGUAUCGUUUAUCUUACUAAGAGCACUGUGUCAUCGCUGUGUAAUUCACUAUGAAACACCUACUACUCUCUGAACUGUUGCAAAAAUAAUGAGCACUGUGCUGUAUUGCAGCUUCACAGUGUAGUUGAAAUGCUGCUGCAGCUUUACAGUGGUCUUGUUAUUUGAUAGCUGAUACAAUUUCCACCUGCUUUAAAAUGCAUUUAGAGCUGUACUUCUCAAAUCCAUAUUUGUCCAAUAAGAUAACAUGUAUCGGGGAUCAGUUCCUGUGCAGUGGACCCAGGUUCAAAUCCAGCAUGGAACCAUUUACCCUUCUCAAAGAAAAGAUAAGAUAAACCUUUACUAAUCUCUGUAAGGAAAUUCAGGGGUCAUAGAAACAACAGCAAUAACAGAGAAGGUAACACAGGAUAAUGCAGGUAAGAGUUCACACAGAGAUAAUAAGAAUGAUAAUAAAAAAAUAAGUAGCCUAAAUGUCUUUAUGAAGUCGGUAAUAUACCCAAAUUUACAAUAUAUGGUUUGAAAAAGGGUCAAUAAAGAAUAAUUACAAACAUGUAAAACUAAUUAAUCACAACCAAAACAUAUAUCUAUUUUAUCUGUUCAGAGGGUUUAUAGACAUACUGUAUGUAAAUGUGAAAAGAUGCUUUAUUAAAAAGGAUGAAAAACAUGCCUUGUUGUCUGGCUGUGUUUAAGUGUUUUCACUCUCAGCUUUUUCGGAAUGUUAUUUAACACCAAGUCAACCUUUCUUUUCUAUUAAAUGCUUCAUUGAUUAAUGUACUACAAAAUGAUUGUACAAAUCAAAUCUCAAGUAAUAAAUGUUUCCAGUGUGUGAA
This is a messenger RNA of Eleginops maclovinus (Patagonian blennie), 2543 nucleotides long. Its product is annotated as schwannomin-interacting protein 1-like. Gene Ontology annotation, cellular component: plasma membrane; cell junction. The coding region runs from base 241 to 1188 and encodes 315 amino acids. Lineage: Eukaryota; Metazoa; Chordata; Actinopteri; Perciformes; Eleginopidae. The transcript is spliced from 8 exons. Gene Ontology annotation, biological process: positive regulation of hippo signaling. The record is from RefSeq and is a predicted model, not a curated record.